Molecule: messenger RNA, 2027 nt
Organism: Ochotona princeps (American pika)
Lineage: Eukaryota; Metazoa; Chordata; Mammalia; Lagomorpha; Ochotonidae
Gene: FUBP3
Product: far upstream element binding protein 3
Exons: 19
Coding region: 76-1794 (572 amino acids)
Biological process (GO): regulation of gene expression
Cellular component (GO): cytoplasm; nucleus
Molecular function (GO): mRNA binding
Source: RefSeq, a predicted model, not a curated record
UUUCCCUUUCCGGCUACGGGUCCCCGAGCGGAGCGGGAGGCCGGACCGUGGAGCCGAGCUGCGGCGGGGGCGGCCAUGGCGGAGCUGGUGCAGGGGCAAGGUGCUCCGGUGGGGCUGAAGGCCGAGGGGUUCGUGGACGCCCUGCACCGGGUCCGGCAGAUUGCUGCUAAAAUUGACUCAAUCCCUCACUUGAAUAACUCCACGCCUCUCGUGGACCCCUCGGCGUAUGGAUACGGCGUGCAAAAAAGGCCCCUGGAUGACGGAGUGGGUAACCAGUUAGGGGCCCUGGUACAUCAAAGGGCAGUAGUAACAGAAGAAUUCAAAGUGCCUGAUAAAAUGGUAGGAUUUAUUAUCGGCAGGGGAGGUGAGCAGAUCUCACGGAUUCAGGCCGAGUCUGGGUGCAAAAUUCAGAUUGCUUCAGAGAGCUCUGGGAUUCCAGAGAGGCCCUGUGUACUUACCGGAACCCCAGAAAGUAUUGAACAAGCCAAGCGGCUCCUGGGGCAGAUCGUGGAUCGCUGUCGGAAUGGCCCUGGCUUUCAUAAUGACGUAGACAGCAACAGCACCGUCCAGGAGAUCCUCAUCCCUGCCUCAAAAGUGGGCCUGGUCAUCGGCAAAGGAGGCGAGACCAUCAAGCAGCUGCAGGAGCGGACUGGUGUGAAAAUGGUCAUGAUCCAGGAUGGCCCGCUGCCCACAGGGGCAGACAAGCCUCUUCGCAUCACUGGAGACCCCUUUAAAGUUCAGCAAGCUAGAGAAAUGGUACUAGAGAUCAUCCGAGAAAAAGACCAAGCCGAUUUCCGAGCUGUCCGCGGUGAUUUCAGCUCACGGAUAGGCAGCAGUAGCAUAGAGGUGUCCGUGCCAAGGUUUGCCGUCGGGAUCGUGAUAGGAAGAAACGGGGAGACGAUCAAGAAGAUCCAGAACGAUGCUGGUGUGAGGAUCCAGUUUAAACCAGACGAUGGCAUCAGCCCCGAGCGGGCGGCACAGGUGAUGGGCCCUCCGGAUCGGUGUCAGCACGCUGCCCAUGUCAUCGGCGAGCUGAUUCUCACAGCGCAGGAGAGAGAUGGCUUCGGAGGCCUGGCGGUGGCCAGGGGAAGAGGCCGCGGCCGCGUGGACUGGAGCGUGGGGACUCCGGGCAGCAUCCAGGAGAUAACAUACACCGUGCCAGCCGAUAAAUGUGGCCUCGUCAUAGGCAAAGGGGGUGAGAACAUCAAAAGCAUCAACCAGCAGUCAGGGGCGCACGUGGAGCUUCAGCGGAACCCCCCUCCCAACACGGACCCGGCCCUGAGGGUCUUCACCAUCCGGGGUGUGCCCCAGCAGAUCGAAGUGGCCAGACAUCUCAUCGAUGAGAAAGUGGGCGGUACCGGUCUCGGGGCACCCGGAGCCUUUGGACAGAGCCCCUUCGGCCAGCCACCAGCCGCGCCCCACCAAAACACCUUUCCUCCCCGGGGCUCGGGCUGCCUCCCCGGCAUCGCUGCUAAAGUCAACGGGAACCCCCACAGUGCCCCGGUGAGCGGUCCUCCAGCCUUCCUGACCCAGGGCUGGGGCAGCACUUACCAGGCGUGGCAGCAGCCAGCACAGCAGCUCCCAGGCCAGCAGAGCCAGCCGCCGAGCAGCCAGCCCGACUACAGCAAGGCCUGGGAGGAGUAUUACAAAAAGCAGAGUCACGCCACUAGCAGCGCCCCACAGGCCAGCUCCCCGCCGGACUACACACUGGCCUGGGCCGAGUAUUACCGGCAGCAGGUGGCCUUCUAUGGGCAGACGCUAGGGCAGGCCCAGGCCCACAGCCAGGAGCAGUAGGAGCCGCUCUGGCCUGCCACUGGCACGCCCACCCGCUCGGAAUCAGUGUGAGACCUGCUGCUUGCAGAGGUUUCCGAUUUACACACCUUUUCCUGAAGAACCUUGGUUUUGUUCUGUGAAACACUAUAUUUAGAUUAACAGACUUUUUCUAAAAAUUGAGGAAAUUAGUUACUAAACAUUGCUGAUACUCUGUCUCAUAUUUCAAAGCGUGCUGGGGUGCCUCAGGACGCAGU